AUGCUAUUAAAUGCUUUGAUUAGGCUCUGUCUAUUUGCAUAAAUCCUAUUAGACUACAAAGAAAAGGUACUUUUUAAUUAAAUCUCUAUAUAGCUGAUUCACUAUUUGAGUUGCAGUUCAAAUAAGAAGCUAAACAAUUUUAUUUGA
Paramecium octaurelia is the source of this 147-nucleotide messenger RNA. NCBI's taxonomy places the organism in Eukaryota, Ciliophora, Oligohymenophorea, Peniculida, Parameciidae. The record is from the annotation of a GenBank genome assembly.